This is a messenger RNA of Onthophagus taurus, 1908 nucleotides long. RefSeq names its product Inositol-3-phosphate synthase (gene Inos). Gene Ontology annotation, biological process: phospholipid biosynthetic process; inositol biosynthetic process. Lineage: Eukaryota; Metazoa; Arthropoda; Insecta; Coleoptera; Scarabaeidae. Gene Ontology annotation, molecular function: inositol-3-phosphate synthase activity. The record is from RefSeq and is a predicted model, not a curated record.
ACGAGUCCAACCUGCCACAUUGAAAAUUAUACAGUGACUCGACUGUAUUGCGUGUUUCAAAGCGGAAGAAGCGACCGGCGUGUUAAAUUUUACCCAAUAUUAAUUCCUCUUAUAAUCGUCGAUUAAUCAAGAAAGAUGGAAAUCAUUACCAAUAGCCCAAAAGUGAAGUAUUCCGAAAAUUAUAUCGAAACCGAUUACGAAUACUUCACUAACAUCAUAGAGAAACAAGGAAAUCAAAUUUUGGUCACCCCACAUGCUGAGCAAAUAACUAUUAGAACUGAGAGGAAAGUUCCUAAAUUGGGGGUGAUGUUGGUCGGUUGGGGCGGAAAUAAUGGAUCUACGUUUACCGCGGGGAUUAUUGCGAAUAAAUUGGGGUUGAGUUGGCCCACAAAACGUGGAAUGCAACUUGCUAAUUGGUUUGGUUCAGUAACACAAGCAUCAACGAUUCGUUUAGGUCAAGAUGAAAAUGAUCAAGAUUACCACAUUCCCUUAAAAAAUCUUGUUCCAAUGGUAAAUCCUGAUGAUAUAAUAAUCGAUGGUUGGGAUAUUUCUGCGUUAAAUAUAGCGGAUGCGAUGGAAAGGGCGAUGGUUUUGGAACCAAUUCUUCAACAACAAUUAAGAGAACAUCUUGUUGAUUUAAAACCACGUCCAUCAAUUUUUGAUGCAAAUUACAUAGCAGCUAAUCAAGCUGAUAGAGCUAACAAUGUUAUUAAGGGUUCGAAAAGAGAACAGGUUGAGAGGGUUGUUCAUGAUAUUGAAGAUUUUAAGCAGAAAAAUAAGCUGGAUAAGGUGAUUGUUUUAUGGACGGCGAAUACGGAGAGGUUCAGCGAGGUUAUCGAGGGGGUUCACGAUACUGCUGAGAAUUUAAAAGCGGCUAUUGAUGAGGAUCAUUCAGAGAUUUCUCCUUCGACUCUGUUUGCUUAUGCAUCGAUUUUAACUAAAUCGAGUUAUAUUAAUGGAUCCCCACAGAAUACUUUCGUACCGGGAAUCAUUGAAAUGGCUGAAAAAGCUGGAACUUUUAUCGCCGGAGAUGAUUUCAAAUCAGGACAAACCAAGCUAAAAAGUGUUUUGGUUGAUUUCUUGAUUAGCGCUGGAAUAAAACCUGUUAGCAUCGUCAGUUACAAUCAUUUGGGGAAUAAUGAUGGCAAAAAUUUAUCAGCCCCUUUACAAUUCCGUUCUAAGGAAGUCUCUAAAAGCAAUGUUGUCGACGAUAUGGUCGACUCAAAUAAUAUUUUAUAUAAAAAAGGAGAAAAACCCGACCAUUGCGUUGUUAUUAAAUAUGUUCCCUAUGUUGGCGAUUCUAAACGCGCUAUGGAUGAAUACACCUCAGAAAUUAUGUGUGGGGGCACCAACACGAUUGUGGUUCAUAACACAUGCGAAGAUUCGCUUUUAGCAACUCCUAUAAUACUCGAUUUGGUGAUUCUUGGCGAAUUAUGCAAUCGAAUUCAAUUUAAAAACAAGGAAACAUCAUUUUGCUCUUUUCAUCCGGUUUUAUCGAUUUUAAGCUAUUUGUGUAAAGCACCAUUGGUUCCACAUGGUACCCCGGUGGUAAACGCUCUCUUUAAGCAACGGGCUUGCAUAGAGAACGUCUUAAAAGCGUGCAUUGGGUUACCUCCAGAUUCUCAUAUGAUGCUCGAACAUAAAGUUCCGUUUUUAAUGAAGGAACAUGGGGUAAUCAAGAAGGUAAAUGGACGUAAUCCAUUAAUCCUUAAUGGGGACUAUUAAGGGUUGAGUUUUAGAUUGUUUUUUUAAGUAUUGACCAGUAUUAAUAAGAACGUUUUUUCUAUUCCUAGUUAGUGGCCAUUUUUGUUAUAUUUUAUUAUUUUUUUAAUUAUUUUUGGAAUCUCUGUAGUUGUGAAAUCACGAUUUUAUUAUUACAAUUCCUUAAAUAAAGUUGAAAUGGUAUUU